AUGUCGUUCUUUUCUCGACGCAAAGACAAGCCCCUCAUUCCACCCGUUGAGUCGGAACGCACUGCCUUUUCCUCAAACGGGAUCUCGCCGCCUCCGUCAUAUCGUUCCAAUGCAAGUACCUACGUUCCCAGUCGCGACGGCGACCCAUACAAUACGCCAUCCAGCAAAGUCACCUCUUAUCCGCCACCAGCACCGACACCAAUGAACGACUAUGAACCUCGUGAUAAGUACAGCAGGAGUAACGGGGUUGGGGACAUCUAUUCCCGUGGUGAAGCUGAACUGGACCAGGAUCGCAAUGAACUUUUCUCGGGCUACAACCCUCAGAAGGCUGGUUCUGGACGUUUCUUUGAUGGUCCCCAGAUCAAGGAGCCAGCGCCGGGCGAAGAGAAUGAUGAAGAUGUUGAGGGGAUCAAACAGCAAACGAGGUUCACCAAACAGGAGAGUGUAAACUCUACUCGAAAUGCUCUUCGCAUGGCCCGCGAGGCCGAAGAAACUGGCCGCAAUACCUUAUCCAGGUUGGGUGAUCAGUCUGAGAAACUUGCCAACACGGAGCGUCACUUGGAUGUUUCAAAGGGCCACUCGGUUCGCGCUGAUGACAAGACCGAUGAGCUUAAGAAACUUAACCGCUCUAUAUUCCGACCUGCUAUUACCUUCAACAAGGACGCGAAGCGAGCCGCUCAGGAGGCUAAAAUCCAGGGUCGUUAUGAGGAAGAACGGGAGGAAAGGGAGAAAGCCAUGAUGGACAUUCGAGAGAGCCAGAAUCGGAUCGGUCGCGCACAGACAUAUGGGCGCCAUGACGAUGAAGAGGGAUUGUCAGGUUCAGGACGAACCAAAACAGCCUCAGAAUUGUCAAUAAGGAAGGAGCAGAGAAAGCGGUUCCAGUUCGAGGCUACUGCUUCUGAUGAUGAGCUUGAGGAUGAGCUCGAUGACAAUUUGAAUGAGAUAGGUGACAUGACGAAGCGAUUGAAGGCCUUGGGCACGGCCAUGGGUCAGGAGUUGGAUAGCCAGAACAAACGAAUUGAGGUCAUCGAGGGCAAGACUGUCGGGCUGGACAGCAGAAUCUAUAGAAAUACUGAACGCCUCAAGAAGAUCAAGUAG
This is a messenger RNA of Guyanagaster necrorhizus, 1098 nucleotides long. RefSeq lists its product as uncharacterized. Lineage: Eukaryota; Fungi; Basidiomycota; Agaricomycetes; Agaricales; Physalacriaceae. The transcript has 3 exons. The coding region runs from base 1 to 1098 and encodes 365 amino acids. Gene Ontology annotation, cellular component: plasma membrane; SNARE complex. Gene Ontology annotation, molecular function: SNAP receptor activity; syntaxin binding. Gene Ontology annotation, biological process: vesicle fusion; exocytosis. The record is from RefSeq and is a predicted model, not a curated record.